AUGGGCGAUGUCAGCUUCCAGACACACGGAGGAGAACGACAAACUCGAUCCGUAGCCAGCGGUGCUACAGGAAAUUCUGCAACCGAAAGUGAAACAAACGUGAUGCAGAUUCAUGUUCCCACAAAACGGCAACAGAUAUUUGCAGCUUCAUUACCUAAUCAAGCUAACCCUGGAAUGGCAUUUGUGAAAAAAGACAAUUUGAUUACAGUAAGUGAUCCCGGAUUUAAAGCAAGUUCUAACAAAGCGUUUAACUAUCCGAUUGCCGGUGAAACACCAUCACCUGUCGCACUGCAUCACAGAUCUUUCAACUUCCCUGGAAUUGAACCACAGCCAGAACUUGGGAGUAAUACAGCUGCAACGACCGGUCAAAAUGGAGGUAGCUCUGCUAGAGUUGGGGGAACAUCUAAUCUUGACGUUUUAACGGGAUUGUCGGCUCCUGUCAGUGAACAAUCGCAGGGGGCAAAUUCUGAGAUGGCAUCAUUUCAAGAAUUACACAAAGCUAUACUUACACACCAUGCCAGACAGCUUUUGAAAUCAGCGAUCGAAUAUACCCCUGUAGUACUUAAUUCCCAAGCUUCUAACUCUGAGCAGUUUGAACCGCGAACUCCAGGCACAAUGUCAGCAGGUCAUAUCAAUCACUUACAAAUCCGAAACAGACCAGCACAUUUUGAUAGACCACGUUACAAGACAGAGACGACCCAUUCGUUUAGCGACCAAUUAGCGCAGCAAAGACAAGACAAUCGAGAUGUCUUGCUAGGAAUAAGCCCCUCUAACAAUAGACCCAUGAGAAUGAUUGUAUCCGAUAUAAACCACGGCAUAUCAGAUGUUCCCCCAAGCGAACCUCAGCUACCUGGCCACCAGGAAACAUUUCUGCACAGUCACCGCGACAACAUCCCAACGUCUAUAUCGGGGAUGCCGCUGAAUCAUCCAAUUUCCGAAGGUCAUGACGCUUUUCGAAUUUCAACAAUCAGAGUUUCCUCUCCAGUUGAAGGACAGCAGACGGCAAAUGUUGAAAGACAAUUUGGAAGUGGAAUUUCAGGUCAACCCUCAGUGCGGCAUGCUACUACAAUAAAUAGUCACUCGAGAAACCAGCAUUUCGGUCCUUCUAAUGGGCAUCAAAUUCACAAAACAGAAACACAUAACAUGGUCAACGGAGUCCAUAAACCAAAUGCUGAACUUGUUAUGAUAUCACCUAUAAUCUCUCAAACCACAACAAGAACGAACCCGCAAUCACUUCCUUCUACAACAAAUCCUAGCAUAACCGAAACGGCCAAGGCUCCGAAAAUAGGUACCAUCACCAUCAACGGAAAAGGAAACAACCCAACGGUCAUGAUAAAUGACACUGCAGUUACCCAUUCUUCCUCGUCGCAAUCAGCAAUUGCACCUGGUAUGAAUGUCUACACGUCGGCUGGUAAACGUAUAUCGCCUGUACAAUCACCUGCUGUCGGAAACACCAAUGAGACAAUAUCGGGUAAAGGUAACAAGCAAAUCACCCCUCCUCACCACCCUAUUAUCAAUUUGCACAUCAAUUUCCAUCAACCAAAUAAUCAACAACCUAGCCGUGAAUCGGUUUCACAACAACAUCCUGUAUCGCCGCCUGCGGGUAACCGUUUCGUAGCAUCUGGCCAAAACAAUCCACCAAAACAAAUCGGUUUAUCAAGAAUGAUGCCUCAUCCAAAUCAGCCUAUGUUGGAUAUGAACGUAAUCCAUAACAUCACACAGGCUGUGAUCGCCUCUUUGAUUCGUAGAAACCAAGCUGUUCCUGUGAUACAUCCACAGCAGAUUCCAUCAACCAAUAUUAACACUUCCCCAGCAGCUCAACGGCAACAGCCGAUACAAAGCCAUAAUGGUGUUAGUUCUGGAACAGCUAAUCAGAAGCCAGCUAUGACUCUCAGUACGUCAUCCGGCCACACAGCUGUUGGUCAAGCAAUACCGACAAUGCAACUGGAUGUCCAACAACAGCAGGUUAGAGGUCAUAUGGUGGCCGACAGUCAACCGCUUACUUCGGCCAGCACCAGAUCCCAGUCCGGAUUGCAAGGUCAGGUAAUCCAGAAUAUUGCUCAGCAGCAAAGCGGACCUACUUCAAACUCAAGAGGGAAAGUUCAUCACGUUGAUCCACGUCCUACAGGUAUACAAACAAAUACAAUAGGACAGCAUAUUGGAGGUAUGCAACAACAGAGUAUGAUGCAAAAUUCGCCAUCAACAAUAAACUCGAAUACCGCAUCUACGCCUAUUAUAAAUCAACAAACAGCUGACAAAGUAAACCCUGUUACAGGACCUCAACUUAUAUCUGGAAACCAGAAAACAACUCAUUCACAGAGGGUAAGCCAGUCGACGACAGCAAAUGUUCCCAAGGUCCCCGGCACUCUCAAAAUGGUUAGUACUCAGGUCACAAAUAUGAAUUCAAGACAUCAACAACAACCAGUACAACAUUCAACAAGUAGUCAAACUGUUGUCAGUAAUCAACAGUUUGCUACUCCGCUACAGACAGACGUCAUUACCAAGCCGAAAGUACAGGAUCCUACCACGAUAUUGACAAGUCAAUCAGCGGCAGGCAGACACAUACAUAUGCCUGAAAUGUUACAAGGGAUUGAUGCCAUUCCUAAUUUACAACAUUUGGCAUUACCUAAUAUGCCGUUAAACCACCCAGUGCAACAGCAGCAAAUCUUCCAAAACAAUGUUGGCCCACAUGCGACAUCUCAACAAGGUCAUCAUAUACAAACGGCAAACUUAAAGCAAGGGAUUUCUAGAGUUCCACAAACUGUGAACAUGAAGCAGCAACAGCAACACCAACAACCGCAUAUCGGGAUCGUACCGCACCAGUCUGUUAACAACCAACAAAUCGGAAACGUACCGAACCAGUCUGGAAAUACACCCAAAAUUUCGAAUCCAGGUUUCUCUUCAACAAAUACACAGCCAUUUCAUCAACACAUGGGAAGCCAAGUUCGGAUGAAUAGCUUACCAAACCAAUCUAGUAAUAUGGCCCGACAACUUAAUACCAUUACAUCUUCUACGAGUGCACACACAUCACGGAAUUCUCAUACUUCCCCACAAAACACAAGGAGCCGGGCUGGAAAUAAUAACUUACCCCAACAAACGAUCAAUUCGGCCCAGCAAUUCAAUUCCAUUUCCUCUUCACCCAGAACACAAACAUCACAAAUCAUGGGAAGUCCGAAUGGAAUAAAUAGCUUACCACACCAGAACAGUAAUACUGCCCAGCAGUUCAAUACCAUUUCAUCUCCAACAAAUGGACGAACGUCUUCGCAAAAUACCGGAAGCCAGAACGGAAUGAACAGCUUACCACAACAAACUAGUAAUACUGCCCAGCAGUUCAAUACCAUUUCAUCUUCAACAAAUGGACGAACGUCCGAGCAAAAUACCGGAAGCCAGAACGGAAUAAACAGCUUACCACAACACUCAAGUAAUACUGCACAUCAGUUUAAUGUCAUUUCAUCUUCAACAAAUGGACGAACGUCCGCGCAAAAUACCGGAAGCCAGAACGGAAUGAACACCUUACCACAACAAUCAAGUAAUACUGCCCAGCAGUUCGAGACCAUUUCAUCUUCAACAAAUGGACGAACGUCCGCGCAAAAUACCGGAAGCCAGAACGGAAUGAACACCUUACCACAACAAUCAAGUAAUACUGCCCAGCAGUUCAAUACUAUUUCAUCUUCAACAAAUGGACGAACGUCCGAGCAAAAUACCGGAAGCCAGAACGGAAUAAACAGCUUACCACAACACUCAAGUAAUACUGCCCAUCCGUUUAAUGUCAUUUCAUCUUCAACAAAUGGACAAACUUCCUCACAAAAUACCGGAAGCCAGAACGGAAUAAACAGCUUACCACAACAAUCAAGUAAUACUGCCCAGCAGUUCAAUACUAUUUCAUCUUCAACAAAUGGACGAACGUCCGAGCAAAAUACCGGAAGCCAGAAUGGAAUAAAUAGCUUACCACACCAGAACAGUAAUACUGCCCAGCAGUUCAAUACCAUUUCAUCUUCAACAAAUGGACGAACGUCUGCGCAAAAUACCGGAAGCCAGAACGGAAUAAACAGCUUUCCACAACACUCAAGUAAUACUGCCCAUCUGUUUAAUGUCAUUUCAUCUUCAACAAAUGGACAAACUUCCUCACAAAAUACCGGAAGCCAGAACGGAAUAAACAGCUUACCACAACACUCAAGUAAUACUGCACAUCAGUUUAAUGUCAUUUCAUCUUCAACAAAUGGACAAACAUCCUCACAAAAUACCGGAAGCCAGAACGGAAUAAACAGCUUACCACAACAAUCAAGUAAUACUGCCCAGCAGUUCAAUGUCAUUUCAUCUUCAACAAAUGGACAAACUUCCUCACAAAACACCGGAAGCCAGAACGGAAUGAACACCUUACCACAACAAUCAAGUAAUACUGCCAAGCAGUUCAAUACUAUUUCAUCUUCAACAAAUGGACGAACGUCCGCGCAAAAUACCGGAAGCCAGAACGGAAUAAACAGCUUACCACAACAAACCAGUGAUACUACCAAGCAGUUCAAUAGCGUUUCCUCUUCAACAAAUGGACGAACGUCCGCGCAAAAUACCGGAAGCCAGAACGGAAUAAACAGAUUACCACAACAAACUAGUAAUACUGUCCAUCAGUUCGAUACCAUUUCAUCUUCAACAAAUGGAGGAACGUCCGCACAAAAUUCCGGAAGCCAGAACGGAAUGAACAGCUUACCACAACAAUCAAGUAAUACUGUCCAGCAGUUCAAGACCAUUUCCUCUUCAACAAAUGGACGAACGUCCGCGCAAAAUACCGGAAGCCAGAACGGAAUAAACAGAUUACCACAACAAUCAGGUAAUACUGCCCAUAAGUUUAAUGUCAUUUCAUCUUCAACAAAUGGACAAACUUCCUCACAAAAUACCGGAAGCCAGAACGGAAUGAACAGCUUACCACAACAAUCAAGUAAUAAUGUCCAGCAGUUCGAGACCAUUUCAUCUUCAACAAAUGGACAAACAUCCUCACAAAAUACCGGAAGCCAGAACGGAAUAAACAGCUUACCACAACAAUCAAGUAAUACUGCCAAGCAGUUCAAUACUAUUUCAUCUUCAACAAAUGGACGAACGUCCGCGCAAAAUACCGGAAGCCAGAACGGAAUAAACAGCUUACCACAACAAACCAGUGAUACUACCCAGCAGUUCAAUAGCGUUUCCUCUUCAACAAAUGGACGAACGUCCGCACAAAAUUCCGGAAGCCAGAACGGAAUGAACAGCUUACCACAACAAUCAAGUAAUAAUGUCCAGCAGUUCAAGACCAUUUCCUCUUCAACAAAUGGACGAACGUCCGCGCAAAAUACCGGAAGCCAGAACGGAAUAAACAGCUUACCACAACAAUCCAGUAAUACCGCCCGACAGUUCAAUGUCAUUUCGUCUUCAACAAAUGGACGAACGUCCGCACAAACUUCCGGAAGACAGAACGGAAUAAACAGCUUACCACAACAAUCAGGUAAUACUGCCCGACAGUUCAAUAUCAUUUCAUCUUCAACAAAUGGACAAACUUCCUCACAAAAUACCGGAAGCCAGAACGGAAUGAACACCUUACCACAACAAUCAGGUAAUACUGCCAGACAGUUCAAUAUCAUUUCAUCUUCAACAAAUGGACAAACUUCCUCACAAAAUACCGGAAGCCAGAACGGAAUGAACACCUUACCACAACAAUCAGGUAAUACUGCCAGACAGUUCAAUAUCAUUUCAUCUUCAACAAAUGGACAAACUUCCUCACAAAACACCGGAAGCCAGAACCUGAAGAACAGCUUACCACAACAAUCCAGUCAUACCGCCAGACAGUUCAAUACCAUACCAUCUUCAACAAAUGGACAAACCACCUCAAAAAAUACCAGAAGCAUGACUGAAAGGAAUGGCUUACCACAGCAGUCUCGACGUGUUACAGGUCAGACUGUCAAUUUUCAUUCACCGCCGAUAACUCAACACAAAGCUCGUACUACAAUGAGUCAGCAUAGCACACAAUCAAGCCAACCACAGAUCAAAGCUAAGGACUUAUUAGGAAUUAAUAAUAAUCAGAGAUCGGGUACCGUCAACAAGCAGCAACUACAACAAAACCGUCAACAUAUCAAGUCAUUUGGAAAUCAGAUUGCUACAAGUCAACAUGGACAUCAAUCAAUAAUACAAUCCGCUACCAAAGACGCCCAACAAACCGAAACACGAAGUUCGUCUCUUGGAAAAUCUGUAACACAAGCUAGCCAACAUGUUAACACUCAAUCACUAAAUCCUUCCCAUCCAGUGAAUAAAAAACCUCAGUCAAUUAAGACUUCAACAAGUCAGCAAGGAGGACAAUCGCCAGUAAAUAUAAAUAUCCAACCAAAUGGAGUUCUCGUUCCUCGGCAAAUGAAUCUUGCAAAUGUGCGGCUGCCGCCGCCGAUGAACCAUCAUCAGACGUCAGUAAAUCAAGCACCAACAGCACAAAAUCCCAACACCCAAACACAAUUGCAUCCUCAACAAAGUAGUCAGAAUGUCCCAUUACCGGUCAAUCAAGCAACGGCGACAAAUCAACAAGGACAUGCGCAGUCAGUGCAACAUUUAACCUUUAGCUCGCAAACCGCAGGAAGCCAAAGUCAACACGGACAUACAGCUAAUUUACAAUCAUCCCAAUUAAAACCAUCUACUCCAGUUGCCAGGAGGCAGCCUUCGACUGUUGCACAGAGAAAAACACUAGCAUCAGAGACGACAGGUCAACAGGCAAUGUUACGUCCAAUAUUAAUUGAAAAUACGGUAUUCGCUAAUCACAUGGGACAACAAAUGAAUACAAACCCGAGACAAACAAUCAAUCAACAACGAAAUGCUCACUUUACACAGGUGCCUCAAUAUGAGCCUGUUGUCGGCCAAUCGACAAUCACUCAAUCAGCUAGUUCAAUAGCAAGUCACGGAAACACAAUAUCAAAUCAACCAAUCGAUCAGCAGAACAGCAUCAAAGAACAGAUCCAGAGUCAGGUCAGUCAGAAUGGAAAAACUACCAAAUCAACCUUAUUCCAGCCAACAACGGGAAACAAGGUUAAUCAACCAAUUAAUCAGGGUAGUAAGAUGACGUCACAAACUUCAAAUCACGGAAGCCUAACAAACACUCAACAGACAAGUUUCCAGGCCAAAUCAACUGGUCGUCAAUCGCAACAAGUUGACCUGGGAAACACAAUAUCAUCAAAGCCGACAAAUCAGCAAAAUAAUCAUCAGCAUACACAACUUUCAAACAACAAAGGAAAUGUAGUAAAUAUGCAUGAACAAUUGACUGGAAAUCAAGGAAAUACGAUAUCAUCACAAUCUUCUAGUCAAGAAAGACCCGUCUUCGGUCAAUCAGUCAUCAAACUUGAUCAGCCUCAUGAUCAUCCUAUCGGCAGUCAGAAGUCAAAUCAAGGUAAUCAACUGAAUACUAUUACAUUACCUGCGAAUGAGCAUUUGAAUACAUUUGGAGGUCAGGUUUCCGUGAACAAUCAAAUAAUACAGAAACAUAAUCCUUAUGUGCAAUCUGUCGAAAAGCAAAUCGGACAGAAAGAUAAGUUGGGACAGACAAUAUCAGUACAUUCACCCAAUCAGAAAAAUAGUCUUCGCGUGCAAUCAACAGGAAGUCAAAUCAGCCAACAGGGUAGCCAAGGAAAUACAGUUACAACAAAAACGACAAACCAAAAUACGCUGCAGACACAAUCAACAAAACAACAACCUAGUCAACAAGGAAAUACAAAAUCAGCGAAGCCUGCUAAUCUACAGAACAGUGUCAAUAUUGAAACAGGCGGUCAACCAGCCAUCCAGCUCAAUACAGCAAAUACAAAUAGAUUCGAUGUAUCUAGAGGUCAUAACUCAAUCAUAACCUCUAAUACACAUUCUCAAAAAAAUGGUCAACUUCCAGCAAGUGAAAAAAUGAUACCUCCGCCAAGCAACACUUUGAUACAGUCGUCACGAGUUACCUUGCCAUUUGGUCAAGGAAACACUAUAACAACGAAUAAGAGCAGUAACAAGGCAAUGGCCCCUACACAUUCGUCAGGUAGUCAGACGAAACCAGUAACACAACAACUCCCGAUAAGCCAAUCAAUAUCAAUGGCUUCGAAACGAGGACAGCUGCACAUCAACCAGGCAACCGCACAACAUAAAACAGGACAUGCCACGAGUCAAGUAGAACAGCAAUCCGCGAGCCAAUCACAGGGCCAGACUGUAAAACAGAUUCAAAGUCCGUCACAAGGUUCAAUCGGUCAACAAUCGCUAAGUCAGAUUACAGACCCCACUGGACAACAUAUAUCAUCAGCGUCGCGAGGUCAAGUUGGACAACAAUCAGUAAGCAAAUCAAACGUUAAACAGAUGUCUGGCCCACCUCAAGGUCAGCAACCACAAGGACAGUCUACAGGUUCCAGCGGUCAACAUGUGACAGGGCAGUCUCCACCUCAGAACCGACAAACUGGACAUCAGAUAUCUGGACAUACUAUAGGUCAACAAAGCAAACAUAUUUCGGGACAGGCAACGAGUCAAACUGCACAACAGACAUCUGGAGGCCAAGGUACGUCUUCAUCUUCAACAAAAUCGAGACAAGUUGUGGGUCUUCAACUGUCAAACCAAGAAACUAAAUCACAAUCGGCCUCACCGAGCAAACCUCAAACAGGACACCCUAAGCCAGAAGGUCAGCAUGCAACUGUUAAUCCUAAUCAUAUUGACAGAGCUGCUAAUUUGAACUCGAAUAGUCAUUCAUCUGGAAGCUCAAGUCUGAGCCAUUUGCCAUCAUCAAGUAUUCAAGACAAUAUAUUGGCUUCACAGAAUAUACAGCACAGCAGUCCAAUUGGAUGGGUUUCCCCAAUCGUGUCAAGCAUAAAUCGAAAUCAACCACAUGGACAUAGCAAACUCGGUCAGCAAAAUGGACAUCCUGAGACAUUUCAGCCUACCUCGAUAAUUUCUACUGCACAAAUGGAAAAAUCGACACAGAAGAAUAGUCACACAACUAGUAACAUAGCAAAGACAAGUACCCCGAGACAGAAAACGGAUGUCAUUCAGACCAUGCAAACGAGAGGCCUUUUUAAACAAGCAUUUGCUGAUCCAGUCCAGGUUCAAACGAAUUCUAAUACUAAUCAACAAGAUAUUAAACCGGUUGUAAGUGAACACUCAAUGAUUCCAAAGCAACAUAAAAUGGCGAACAGUAAAAAGUUUGCAUCAACUCCAGGUCAAAAGCUAGGCACCCAGCCAGAAAUUGUUUCCUCUGUUCCUAGUCGCAGAUCUUUUAAUCAUAAUCAAGCUACGGCACAAGGAGGAGGUGGUUCACCUGCGUUAUCGAGUGGGAAUACAGUACUAUCUGAUAUUCGGAAUAGUGAGAAGACAGCCGGAAAAUCUGUGUUACGAAUCGGAACUAUCAAUCCUAUCCACAGUCCAAUAGCGUCUGCAAGUCCUGGUAGUACGAAGGGUCAGCAUCAUACUCACGCCAGCAAUACAGCAACAGUUGGGCGACAGGUAAAUACGCUAAGUAUUACACAGGACACACACCUUCCACUUAACAGCGCUUCGUCGAGUACAAUACCUCAUGUCAGUCAACAUAAUAGUCAUAUACCUUCAAACGGAAUAAUCACGCCGCAACACAGUCCUAAAAAUAAUGUAUUGCCAGCUCAAAUGGGGACGCCUCAAAGUGGUAAACAAAACAGCCCGGUGACACCGCAAAUGAAAUCGACUCAGAAAGUUCAACAAAGCAAUCAAGUUACAUCGCAAACUAGGGCGCCUCAGAAUGGACAACACAAUAGUCCCAAGCUUGCUCUGAAUGGACAACAAAACACUCCUGUGAAUUCUAAAAUGAAGGCGUCUCAGAAUGGACAACAAAAUAGCCCCGAGACGGCUCUAAAUGGACAACAAAAUAGCCCUGUGAAUUCGCAAUCGAGAGUGUCUCCACAUAAUCAGCAGAGCGGCCCUGUUACUUCUCAAGUGAUGAUAUCUCAGAAUCGACAAGGUAAGCCACCCAUGUUACUACUCAGAAUGGACAACGAAACAGUCCUGUUUCUUCUCAAGUUAUGGCUUCUCCGACAGGUCUUGGGCAACAAAACAGCCUUGUUACCUCUCAAAUGA
Messenger RNA from Pecten maximus, 10065 nucleotides. RefSeq names its product mucin-12-like. The transcript has a single exon. Bases 1 to 10065 code for a protein of 3354 amino acids. The record is from RefSeq and is a predicted model, not a curated record. Lineage: Eukaryota; Metazoa; Mollusca; Bivalvia; Pectinida; Pectinidae.